This is a messenger RNA of Melospiza georgiana, 3234 nucleotides long. RefSeq names its product spalt like transcription factor 4 (gene SALL4). NCBI's taxonomy places the organism in Eukaryota, Metazoa, Chordata, Aves, Passeriformes, Passerellidae. Gene Ontology annotation, molecular function: DNA-binding transcription factor activity, RNA polymerase II-specific; RNA polymerase II cis-regulatory region sequence-specific DNA binding. The transcript has 4 exons. Gene Ontology annotation, biological process: regulation of transcription by RNA polymerase II. Gene Ontology annotation, cellular component: nucleus. The record is from RefSeq and is a predicted model, not a curated record. The coding region runs from base 1 to 3234 and encodes 1077 amino acids.
AUGUCGCGACGGAAGCAGGCGAAGCCCCAGCACAUCAACUCCGAGGAGCAGCCCCCAGAUGCUGCAAGGAGUCCACAAGACGUCCCAGGUGAUAGAGAUGGUGAAAUGAGUUCCAAAAGGUGCCGCACGGAGGAAACCAAAAUCUGCGAGAAAUGCUGUGCAGAAUUCUUUGUUCUCUCUGAAUUCCUUGAGCAUAAGAAAAAUUGCACUAAAAACCCGCCUGUUCUGAUCAUGAACGACAGCGAGGGAGCAGUGCCCCCUGAGAGCUUCCCCGAGGCUCCUCUGGGGCCCUUCCCGAGCGACCGCUUGGACGGCAGGGCGCGCAAGGACAUUCAGGCCAAGGGCUGCGCUGCCUCCGUGGAAAAGAGAGAAGGAAAAAUGGAUGCUGAGCCGGUGGGAGGAAUGUACCUUAAAAUAGAGCCCCCCCUGACGCCUGCGGCCCCCGGCCUGAGCUAUCUACCAAAACCCAAAGUACCGAACACUAACGUGACCCUGCAGACCAUCCGUGGCACUAAGGUGGCCGUGAACCAGCGGACGUCGGACGCCAUCUCCUCCUCGGCGGCCGGGUUCAACGCCAUCCCCAUGAUCCUGGAGCAGCUGGUGUGCCUGCAGCAGCAGCAGCUCCAGCAGAUCCAGCUGACGGAGCAGAUCCGCAUCCAGAUCGCCAUGAUGGCUCCCCACGCCCUGCACCCCUCCAUCGCGGCUGCUGCUGACCCGCUCAAGGCUCUGGGGGCCCACAUGUCCCAGCAGCUCUCGGCUGCCGUGGCUCUAAUCGGACAGAAGGCUGGGAGCCAGAGCCUAUCCCUGGAAUCCUUGAAGCAAGGAAAACUACCUCACUCUAACACUGGCAUUGCGGCCGCCAGCUCGCUGGCUGCUGGGCUCUCCUCCUCCUUCCCCCUGAAGCCAGAGGGGAGCCGAGGCCUGCCCGGCUCCAUCUCUCAGUUCCCAAAUCCUUUGCUACCUCAGUCCUCCGGCUCGGUCAUCUUCCAGAACCCGCUUUCGGCCGUCUCGUCCGUGAUGGAUUCCUCAAAGAAAGGCAAGGGGAAACCGCCCAACAUCAGCGUGUCUGAAAGCAAACCCAGCACGGAGGAGCCGUUCUUCAAACACAAAUGUAAAUUCUGUGGGAAGGUCUUUGGCAACGACAGUGCCCUGCAGAUCCACCUCCGCUCCCACACCGGGGAAAGGCCCUAUAAGUGUAAUAUCUGUGGGAACCGCUUCACCACCAAAGGAAACCUCAAAGUGCAUUUUCAGCGUCACAAAGACAAGUACCCCCACAUAAAGAUGAAUCCUUACCCAGUUCCUGAGCACCUGGACAAUGUCCCUACCAGCACUGGAAUUCCGUACGGGAUGUCUGUGCCACUGGAUGAGUCCAACCUGAUUGUGGACAGCAAACCUCUCCUAACAACUCUGCCUACCUCUGCGGCCAGCGGCACACCUCAGGCCAUCUCCAGCCUGGCAGGCAUCAAGGAGGCUCUGCCUGGUACAUUCUCCAGCGAGCUGCAGUCCAGGCCCUCUCCCGAAAGCGAGGGUGGCUCCUCCUCGUCGGGGGCGGUCGGCCACGAGUCGGGAACGGAGCAGAGCUUGAGCUCACCACAAGCUGCCUGCAGCGUGAGCAUCUUCCACGUGGGUGGGUCAAACGAGCAAGGCUCAGAGACAUCCAAGCUCCAGCAGCUGGUUGAAAAUAUCGACAAGUCCACUUCUGACCCCAACGAGUGCCUGAUCUGUCACAGAGUGCUGAGCUGCCAGAGCUCGCUGAAGAUGCAUUACCGCACCCACACCGGGGAGAGGCCGUUCAAGUGCAAGAUCUGUGGCCGUGCCUUCUCCACUAAAGGGAACCUCAAAACCCACUAUGGUGUGCACAGGGCCAACACCCCCUUGAAGAUGCAGCACUCGUGUCCCAUUUGCCAGAAGAAGUUUACAAACGCCGUGGUGCUGCAGCAGCACAUCCGCAUGCACAUGGGCGGGCAGAUCCCCAACACCCCCAUGCCAGAGCCCCCCUGCGACACCGAGGGGGAUCCUGCCCUGCCCGAGAAGAACGGAGACAUCGGGCGCCCAGAGGAGAUCGUGGAAAGCAUAGACAUGGAAGACGACAUGGACUCUCAGGAUGGCCCCAGGAGCUCCUCCAAACCUCCCACUCCGUACGAUGCACAAUCAGAGUCGCCUGCUGCGGCCGCCUCCUUCUCUGGGGUGACAGCGCUGGAGAACCAGAUGAAGAUGGUGGGCUCCUCGCUGAGCUUGCAGCGGCAGAGCAGUCUGAAGUCCAGCGACAACGGCUCGGCAGAGAGCGAUGGCAUGACCAACGACUCGUCCUCGGUGGUGGGCGAUGCCGACUACCAGAACGGCCGCAGCCCCGCCGCCUCCGAGGCUGCCUCGCUGCAGGCACCGUCCCCGGCCAACAGCCAGGCUGAGAGCAUCAGGUCCAAGUCACCUGCCUUCACCAGCCAGGAGGAUUCGGGCACGGGGAGUAAAGCAGAGGGUGCUGAGAACGCUCCUGUGGAAGUGGAAGGUCGCAGCAGUAUUCCAGCUGCGUUUGUCAGAGCCCCACCGGCCCUGAUAAAAAUGGAGCUGCCCAGCGAUCGCCCCCUCAGCGCCGGCCCCUUCAUCGGCCCCCCAGCUCUGUCCCCCGGGGUCGCCCCUCUGCUGGUGCCGCGCCCCAAGUUCUGCCGUCCUGCCAAACAGCACAUCUGCACUACCUGUGGCAAGAACUUCUCCUCUGCCAGCGCCCUGCAGAUCCACGAGCGCACCCACACCGGGGAGAAGCCCUUUGCCUGCACCAUCUGUGGGAGAGCCUUCACCACCAAGGGCAACCUGAAGGUCCACGUAGGAACCCACAUGUGGAACAACUCAGCCAGGCGGGGCAGGCGCCUGUCCAUCGACAACCCCAUGGCCCUGCUGGGCAGCGACCCCAAGAAGGUGUCGGAGAUGUUCCCCAAGGAGAUGGUGGCGCCCUCGGUGAGCAUCGACCCCGCCGUGUGGAACCAGUACGCGGCCGUGCUCAGCAACGGGCUGGCCGUGAAGGCCAACGAGAUCUCGGUGAUCCAGAGCGGGGCCCUGCCCGCCCUGCCCGUGCCCCUGCCCGGGGGCUCGCCCCUGAACUCUGCCCCGGCUGCCAAGGCAGAGCCGGCCCAGGCUGGCGCUGCCGAGGCGGAGAAGGCGGGCGCUGCUGCUGCAGACAGCGUGCCAAAACACCAGUUCCCUCUCUUCCUGGAGGAGAACAAAAUCGCCGUCAGCUAA